CAAAUUAAAACACUCCCUUUAUACUAAUUUUUAUAUCCUCUCGAUCAUAUACAAAAAUGAAUAGAAAAUACUCGGAUCGUCGAUCAUAUUCAUGGUCUGGACAAGCAAGACCAUACAUAUGCGAAUUUUGCGAGAGGGGUUUCUCCAACGCACAAGCUUUAGGAGGGCACAUGAAUAUCCACAGGAAAGACAGGGCAAAGCUGCGACAAGCGAAUCUAAAAGAAGAUGACCGUGAAGACUCCACAUGCACCACUUCGAGAAAUCGGUUCGAGCAAGACCUGACUGAACUGCCUUUCUUCGUUGAUUCCACGGUCGGUUCAUCAACAAAACAAGACAAAAAUACAAGUGGAGACUAUUUGGGAGGUGAAGAGAAGAAAAUGAUGAAACUUCAAAAUGCUUUGUCCCACAGUGCAGAAGUGAUAGAUCUUGAGCUUCGUCUAGGACUAGAUCCUUAUAAGAAAUCACCAAGUACGUAAUAAUGUGAAUAGUAUAAUCACCAAGUAAA
Messenger RNA from Brassica oleracea var. oleracea, 505 nucleotides. Its product is annotated as transcriptional regulator TAC1. NCBI's taxonomy places the organism in Eukaryota, Viridiplantae, Streptophyta, Magnoliopsida, Brassicales, Brassicaceae. The coding region runs from base 57 to 476 and encodes 139 amino acids. The record is from RefSeq and is a predicted model, not a curated record. The transcript has a single exon.